This is a messenger RNA of Cyprinodon tularosa, 7643 nucleotides long. RefSeq names its product zinc finger protein 292a (gene znf292a). Gene Ontology annotation, molecular function: DNA binding; DNA-binding transcription factor activity, RNA polymerase II-specific. Gene Ontology annotation, biological process: regulation of transcription by RNA polymerase II. The record is from RefSeq and is a predicted model, not a curated record. Gene Ontology annotation, cellular component: nucleus. Lineage: Eukaryota; Metazoa; Chordata; Actinopteri; Cyprinodontiformes; Cyprinodontidae. Bases 62 to 7180 code for a protein of 2372 amino acids. The transcript has 8 exons.
CUGCGUGCUCGUGCGGGGGCAACGUAACAUCUGCGCGUAAGCGGUCGUGGUUGUUGUGAAGAUGGCGGAGGGGGAGACAGAAAAGGAAUAUGAUACACGGAAAAGCACCGAGGAGCUGCGAGGGCGCUUCCAGGCUCUGACCACGGCUUUAAAAGAAAGUCCGCAGCCUCCGCUGGAAGCCUCGCUGCGCUUCUGCCAGGAGUUCUGCCAGGUUCUGGUGGAACAUGCUGGUCGUUGGAAAACCGAUGAAGACCCGCUGCCUUUGCUGGAGGUUUACACCGUGGCCAUCCUCAGCUUUGCUAAGGCUGCUUCCUGUCUCUCCUUCGAUUGUGAAAAUGUGUCGCUUCUACUUGAAAAGUUGGCAUUGAGCUGUGCGGAACUGCUGCUUUCAGUGCCCCAGCAUGUCCCUGGUGCCUUAUGGGAGGAGUUCCAGUCCUCCGUGAAGUUGGCACAAAGCCUUUUGCAGGAAAGUGGGAGCACACAGCUCCGUCUGCUCUCAGUUCUGGCACAGCAGGACGGCGUAUGGGCCAACACCACAUUAAGCAGCAUCCUGUCCAAUCAGAUUCCACGGACUGAACAAGUGCACGAGUAUCUUGAGUCUGAAGGUCCCACACUUCUCAACUUGCGGAUCAAGCACCUUAUCAAAGUGGACAGCGUCGACAAAGCCGCUGCGCUCGCAAAGAUUUGCUCAGAGUAUCCAGGGUAUGAAGGAAAAGGCAGCUUCAAGCAGACCUACCUGGUUUGCAUCUGCAUGACAAAAAGUCAGGAGCAGCUGAUGGAAGAGAUUUUACCGAUCGACUGCAAAGAUGCUCUGGAGAUGAUCUGCAAUCUGGAGUCGGAGGGAGAUGAGAAAGCAGCUCUGUGUCUGUGUACCGCCUUUCUGAAGCGACAGCUGCUCCAAGGAGACGUUUACUGUGCCUGGGAACUUACGUUGUUCUGGAGUAAACUACUUAUGCGGUUGGAGGCGUCCGCUGAUUCGUUCCUCAGCCACAGCAAGCAGAUGGCCCUCCUGUGCGGAAACGUCUGCCACAUUCUAUUUCUCAUCAAAGUUAUUCAAAAUGAGGUUGGUGAGGUGGGACUUCCAGUGUGCAUAGAAAUGUGUAUUCAAGCUCUAAAAAUGACCACCAAUGAUCACAAAGAAAGCAAGUCUACCAUCUGCAAAACCAUUUCUUGCCUCCUGCCAACUGAUCUAGAGGUCAAACGGGCAUGCCAGCUGACCGAGUUCCUCUUGCAACCGACUGUUGACUCGUACUACGCAGUGGAGUCGUUGUACAACGAACCUGACCAGAAGCCGGAGGAGGACGGGAGUCUGCCGGUGCCGAAUUCUUUACGCUGUGAGCUGCUGCUGGCCUUGAAGACACAGUGGCCUUUUGAUCCGGAGUUCUGGGACUGGAAAACACUUAAACGCAACUGCUUGGCGUUGAUGGGAGACGAGGCCGCUAUAGUGUCAUCUAUUGACACACUCAAUGACACAGAUGAACAGGAGAUGGAAAACGCUCUCGGAAAGCUCCCCGAAUACAAAGAUCUGGAGGAUUUUUUGCUUACCACUACAAAUGAACUCAAUGAAAUCACGGAUGAAAAAGAGAAGAACAGAGAGGCUAAAAAACUUCGGGAGCAAGGGUUUGUGUCCGCUCGCUUUAGAAACUGGCGGGCCUAUAUGCAGUAUUGUGUUUUGUGUGACAAGGAGUUCCUGGGCCACAGAAUCGUCCGUCACGCCCAGAAACAUUUCAAAGAUGGGGUGUAUCUUUGUCCAAUUUGUGCUGACAGUUUUGAAAGCAGGGAGGUGUUAGAACCACAUGUAGCAUCACAUGUAAAGCAAUCGUGCAAAGAGAGACUGGCAGCAAUGAAAGCUGCAAGGAAGGUAACCAAACCACCUCAGUCGCCUAAAAGUCCGUCAAAAAUGGUAAAAGUCGCAGCCAAGACUAGCAUAAAUCCUGUUCAAUUCAAUCCUCAAAUUGGCAACAUCCCCACACCCCCUGUUAAAAUGGAGCAGCCUCAACCCAGCACUCAGAUCAGUCAAGACUGUUACUGUCCUGUUACAAACUGCACAAAGGCUUUUAAGUUCUUUCGCAACCUAAUGGCUCAUGUCAGAUCGCACAAGGAUGACGAGGAGGCCAUGAGGUUUUUGGAAAUACAGAAGCAGAAAGUGGUGUGCCAGUACUGCCGGAGGCAGUUCGUUAAUGUCAGACACCUCAAUGAUCACCUGCAGAUGCACUGUGGCAGCAAACCGUACAUAUGCAUACAGCUGGACUGCAAGGCUAACUUUAAUUCCAACUCUGAGCUACUCAUGCACAGAAAAAUGCACCCUGAAUUUAAAGCUCAGUGCAUGUUCCCAAACUGUGGUCAAGUUUUCAGCGAGGCCUAUUUGUUAUACGAUCAUGAGGCUCAGCAUUACCUCACGUACACCUGCCAAACAGAUAACUGUAGUAAGAUUUUCUACUCACAGUCUGAGUUCCUGUCUCACCAGGAGCAUCACAGAGAAAAUGUUGCAGUGAACAGUUAUGUCGUUAUGAAUCAAAACCCGGCUGUCCCCGUAAACCCUGAUCCUCUACCUGAGAGCUCCCACAUUACUGAAGAUGCGCGCCCCUCUGGUUUUGGUUUUGAAAUUAAUAAGCGAGACGGAUUAAUGAAUGAAGUGUCAAAGGUAAACGAAUCGUCGUGCAGAUCGCCAGAGGUUGCUCAAGAUCCUAUGAAAGUGAAACACUCGAUUGAAAACAUGCUGAAUUCAAUGGCAGGUAAUGGAAUGAAAGAACCAGGGAACUGUUACACUCCACUCACUAACCCCACUCCAGCACCCGAUGAUGCAGAUAUUCCACAUGCACACCAUGAUGCGGCAAGGCAGGGUGACAUUCCUCCAGCGUAUCCUGUUCCCUGCGCAACCAAUCCUGUAGCAGCGCCUCAGGAAUCCAUGCAUAAGGAGGUACAGAACGAGUUUCAGAAAAUGGUCCUGCCUAUCAUCUCGCCAAAGCAAAUCAAGACAGAGAUUCCCAGUUCCAUGCAAGGAUAUCCCUCAAACAAUCCUGUUGUUCCUGCAGGAAAUGAGGAAAACUUGCACUGCUGCCCAAGUAACGAAUGCUCAAGGGCAUACAGUACAAACAAAAGCCUAUCCAGGCACGUUAAGAAGCAGCAUCCUGAAUUAUUUGAAGAUUGGAAAUUGGCUAAGAAGUAUAACAAAGUUGCCAAAAUCACAGCAAAAAAGAGGAGCAAGCAGUCCAACCCAACAGCAAUACUAUGCAACAAACCAGCAGUGCAGCAGAUGGACUAUCCAAUGGGAUGCUCAGCCUCACCCUCUCAGUGUUACCCUGGAUCAGUUGAGCCUGUGCCUAUAACCCCAAUGGUCAAUCCCUCAUUGUACCCCUCCUGGGGGUGCCAUAACAAUCCCAAUGCAAUGAUGCAGUCAGACAUGUCACAGUCUUGGUCUCCACCAAUGAAUAAUUGCUACCCUGAUGGCUUCGGCAUGAACGAAUACUCCUCCCGCAGCUAUCCUCCCUGGCAGGGAGACCCAUACCACAACCCCAUGCCUCACGCUUCUGACCGAGAUCCUUCAAUGGCAGCUAUAAACAGUUCCCCCAUGUCGCCUGCUCCUUCAGAAUCAACUCUGAUGUCUCAGUAUGUAUCCAGUUCUCUCAUGCUCGACAAUGGGGGACACAUGCAUAAUGGAGGACAUCAGUAUGGACUGAUGCACGCUGAUGGUCCUGGGGACCACCCAGAUGUGAGUAAAAGCAGUGCAAGUAUGAUAGGACACCUAGAUAAUGGAAACAGUCUCUCAACCAUCGACACACUCCCUGAUGGAAGUUACCACACUCCGUAUGCUCCAAGUGAAAACUCGUGUCUCACUCAGUGCUCUUCUGUUGACAUCCCCAUGAAAUGCGUGAGCCCUGAGCCGCAGAUUCCCUUAAAGGAUUCCGAUGAAAUUGCUAAAACUGAGAACACAUCCAACCCUGGUUACAAACAGAUCGACAAUUCAGUCGACGGUGUGAUCAGUCCUCAGAACACCGCUCACAAUGAUUUUCCUUACGAAGAGGAGUGUGCCGAUACUGAUUGCCAGGCUAACCCUUCAGAGGAAAAGGCAGCAGACCCCGAGAUUGUGAAAGGAAAACGCAGCCGGCUGAGCAAGCGUACCAAGUGGCCUGCAAUUAUCAAGGAUGGCAAGGUCAUAUGCAGGAGGUGUUUUAGAGAGUUCACAAGCACCAAAUCUCUUGGUGGUCAUCUCUCAAAACGCUCCCAGUGCAGACCAUUGGAUGAAAUUGACCUGACAGCAGACCUCCCUACGUCGUUUCUGGAUUUUCUCAAUGAUCCUCAUGUCCCUGACACUAACGGCUCAGUGUUCAACGUGCCAAACGGAGAUUUCACAGAUGGAUCCAGCAACCUCAUUCCCCUGACUUCACAAGCGAUGUUGAAACAGGAGCCUCAAAAUACAAACAUAAUGGAGGAUUCGAGUUCCUUCCCCACUCGCCCCGAAAACCAGCAGGACAAACCAGCAGAGACUGCAAAUCCCCCACAUGGCGGGCCUUAUCGGGAAGAUAACCUAAUGGAAAUUUCCAGCGCGUUCCAAAGGAUGGAUUUGAUUGAGGCGGCACAGGAGAAGAUGAGGAAAGCUAUGGCUUUAGAGAAGAAGGAAAAACCUUCUAUAGUGGAAAGAGGUAAAUGUAAAUUACAAAGUAAAAGUGAUGAGAAGCCCAUUGAAAAGGUACUCAAACCUUUUAAAUGUCAGCAGGAUGACUGUGAGUUCUCAUUCAUGACGAAGGAAGCCUUAUUCAAACAUUUGAGUAAAAUGCAUGAUUUUUCUAAUGAGAUGAUCGACGAACUCAAAAGAACACCAUCCAAACUGUCUCCGUACCCUUGUCAGAUCUGCCCUAAAACAUUUACCAGAACAACAGGCUUGAGAAUUCACUAUGAAAAAGUCCACCGCCUAUCAAAGGCGGAAAUGCAGAAGUUAAAAAUCAGUGCUCGGAAUCGGCGUGCCUUCAGACUUAGCAAAGACGGCGCAAUUAAUAAUCAACCAAAAGUUGAGCACAAUUCCAAUCCCCCAGCAGCAUCAGCACCUGUAAUGCCUACUUUAAAACAAGAACCGCUUGACAUUGCGAUAGCACCUCAACCAGAGUAUGCAAAUCCCCCACUUGUUACUGAAAUCCCUCCAGAAGAUGCUGUGAACCGGGUGUCCGUACCCGAGAUACAAACUGUUACUCGUCUGCCAUCACCUCAAAAUUAUCUGGCUGAAAAGCAGCUUGGGGAGGUGGCACCACCGGCUCCUAAAUUGACUCCAGAACGUCCUAAAUUGGCUGUUGUACAUAGAAGUCCAAAAAAGAAAGCAAAUUCCAGUGUUAAAGCGAAACUGAGUCCUGUUACCAAAGCAAAUGGGCAUCAGGAAAAUUCAGACGUAUGUUUGAAUAUAAUAAAGGAACCAAAGUCCUCCAAUGGAUCUGUCUGCCUUUCCCCAGAGAGGCCAAGCAGCUCCAAAAGCACACCGACAAAGGAGGAAAGGAAGGAGAAAUUACCGAAAAGGACAAGCCUCAAAUUGUGUGAGACAGACAACGCCUUCAGCCCGUACAGACCAUAUCGGUGUGUUCAUGAAGGAUGCACUGCAGCGUUCACCAUCCAGCAGAAUUUGAUCCUCCAUUACAGGGCCAUGCAUCAGGCAUCGCUCCCUCCCACCAAAGCAGAGUCUGAGUCUGAGAAAACGUUCCUGGAGGUUGAAACAGAGAUCAGUCCCAGCAUAGGAAAAGAUGACGAGGUCAGGUGCCAGGUGAGAAACUGCUCCAGAGUGUUCAUGGGAGUCACAAGAUUAGUGCAACAUUACCUCUUACUUCACAAGUUCACUUGCGACAAAGCAACUUCCAUGAUGGCCAGCAUGGCCUUGGGUACUUUUAACUGUGAUCGGCCUGAAUGCGCUCUCCCCUUCGACUCCGUGGAGAAGUACAUCGAGCACAUCAAGAACUACCACAAGGAGAUCGCUAUUUCCGAGAGAGGUUCGGUCGAUCCAACAUUCCGGUGCGAGUACGACGGAUGCGACCGCGUGUACACUACAAAAUCCAAUCUGCUCCGUCACCUGAUCAAAAAGCACGACUACGUCUACGAUCCCAAAGCAACUGAUGGGAGACGGACCAAAUCAGUUGGGCUCUUUCCAGGGAUUAACAAUGGAAAAGAAAAUGUUGAAAAUAAAUUCAAAAUGAAAAAGAAGAACACUAAAAAGAAAGAUGGGAAGGCCAUUGAACACUGGACCAGUUUUGGUAAGCCUACACUAAAAUCUCACGAAGAGGCAUCGGCCAUGUGCAUCAAGAAGUCCGCCCUGCAGUACCCGUGCAUGAUCAUAGGAUGUGAUGCAGUGGAGCGGGCUGAAAGGAGUAUAUUUAAGCAUUAUGCAACUCAUGGCCUCACAGAGAGAUACAUUGAAGACCAGAGGAGUCAGUUCAUUUUCUGCAAAAAGUACUCUCGCUCUAGAUUCAAAGAUGCAAGCAAGUCAGAAGGUGCAUCAAGUUCCUCUGAGACAGAAGCAGAUGAAGGGGGAAAGCCUACUGAGCAAGUAUGUGAGCAGAAAAUUGAGGAGGAAGAGGAGAAAGAAGAAGAAAAGGAGGAGGAGGUGGUGGCAGAGAAAAUACCUGAAGAAGAAAACAAGGUGUCAACUGACAAUACUGUAGAAUCUCAAGCUUCCAUGGCGACAGAGGGAGGCCCUAAAAGAGGGCGUCCCAGAAAACCUCCACAUCCCACACCAGCUUGUCAAAAGAGGAUGCAAACCCUAAGAAACCGCUUGACUGUUAACAGUUCAACAGAGAACUCAAAUCCUGGGACCCCAACACCCCAGGAGCCACAGGAAGAAGGGGCUACUCCGGGGUCUCUCGAGCCUUCAACACUAGAGGACUCAAUCGUUACACUUUUGGAAACAUCGGAGACGACAAACGCUUCUAAACGCAAACUAAACGAAAAACCCAACGCAGAAGUUCCCCCCAAACGAAAACAAACUCACAAACGGAAAGCUGCAUUUAAAAGCAAAAAGACUCAUGAACUGAAAUGUGGCAGCAAUGUUGUAGACUUCAGAAAUCCACUAAAUCUUAAAUCUGUGAGUAAUGUAAAAAUUGUUAUGGAUAAAACAUUUUCAGAAGGUGCAGAUUCUGUACUUAAGCAGUUACAAUGUAUGAAGCCAAUGGUUAUUAUUAAGAGGUGGCUUUAUAGCAGGUCAUAGCCCGAUGUUUUGUUUUUAACUCAAUAUUACUCAGGAUUUGAGAUUUUAUGCUGCAGAAUGGAUUGUUUCAUAAAGCAUCAGAUUUCCAACUGUUAACAGUCAUUACCACAGGUGACGAUGAAAAGGCCUAUUUUAUACUUCAUUAAUAAUGUCUCGGAUGAUUUUAAGUAUGUAUGUUAGUUAUAAUAACCAGGUAAUCUAUAGGGCAUAGAUUUUAGAAACAUGUUUGUAUUUAUGCUUAGUACUGAAGAUGUUUUUCUGUUUUUCUUAUUUUUUGUUUUGUUGUUUUUUUUUUUGCUAAAUGGACACUUUUAAAGAAAACUAUGUUUUUAAUAUAUCCCUAUGGGAUUUCAAGUUCUGUUUGUAUUUAUUUCAUCCUUUUUCAACACUAGUAGACCUAUCUGUAAUAUUUACAUGUCUUCCACAAAGUGUUCAAUAAAAUGUUACUGUUUUUUUUGUAAAA